UGGCUCUUUGUUCAUUGGAUUGCAUUGGAUGUAGUUUGUCAAUUGUUGCUCGUUGGUUGUUCGGUGAUUAGAUUUGUUUUAUAUUACGAACCAUUACGAACUACCGAGUUAAAUUAAAAAUAAAUAGCUAAAAGUAAGUUUCUGAAUAAAUAUAUACUUUCUCAUUUACGUUAAUAAAGAAGUAGUCAAAAAACAUCUAGAUGGAAACGGAUGAACAUAUUGGGGAGAAUGGCGACGUUUUCGUUCAUCGCUUGAAAGACUUGACAGAAGACGAGAAACAACGCCUGGCGCAACAAAACUCACGAAUUAUCCCAGAAUCGAAAGCUGCCAAAUUAGAAAGAGAAGCUAAGCGGCACUGGGACAUUUUUUACAAGCGCAACGAAACCAAAUUCUUUCGUGAUCGGCAUUGGACUACACGUGAGUUUCAAGAGCUUAUAAAUUUUGAUUCAGAUCAGAGAAUUGUAUUUCUAGAGCUCGGUUGUGGCGUCGGUAAUAUGAUAUUUCCUCUUGUGGAAGAAGGUUUCAAGAAUUUCUUCUUCUACGCGUGUGAUUUUUCACCACGUGCUGUCGAGUUCGUUAAGUCUAACAAGUUGUUUGAUGAGAGUAGAAUGAAGGUGUUUUGUGCGGAUUUGACAACUGACGAUUUGUUCGAGAACGUUCAACCGAGGAGUGUCGAUAUAGCGAGUUUGAUAUUUGUCUUAUCUGCUAUUCAUCCUUCGAUGUGGUCACAUGUGGCGAGCUUGGCUUUCAAGGUUCUUAAACCCGGCGGUGUGCUUUUAUUUCGUGACUAUGGGCGGUACGAUAUGGCUCAGUUGAGAUUUAAACCAGGACACAAAAUAGCAGACAAUUUCUAUAUGAGACAGGAUGGCACACGGAGUUACUACUUCACUGAGGAGGAAUUAGCAAAACUGUUCUCCGAAGCUGGCUUUGAAAUUAUCAUGAACACUUAUGUCCAACGCAGGACGGUCAACUUCAAGGAAGGAAUUGAUGUUCCUAGAAUAUUUGUUCAAGGAAAAUACAAGAAACCUGUAGUGAAUGAUGCUGACAUUCAUGAAUGAAAGCAUUUUAACACCAAAACUAUUAUUAAGAAUUUGGAAUUAACAUCUCUUGGAGUGCUGAUAUGAAAAGUUUGGAGGGGUUUUUGUUGUGGUUGUGGCUUGAAGAAUAUAACUUACCAUGAGGACUUUUCGUCAUAAUAUAUUUGAAGAGCUUGUGGUUAAAUAAAACAUCAAAAAUACUAAACGAGCUGUUACCUAAACAGGAAUAUACCAAAGAAAUAGGGAGUAAGGAAAGAAGGCAGUAGCUAAAAAGAAAUAAAAUGUUGAAUGAAAAAAUUCUUGAACGACAAAGGCGAAAAAGGAAGGAAUUCCUUCAACUUGGUGCAACUGGUCAAGAGUGUUGGAUAUAGAAUAAGAUUGACUACAGUUUUUCUUGUCAUCAUCAGUAUUAGCAUAAACUGAGCUGUAAGCCCACAUCAACUCAAGUCUGAAGGUUUACUUUUAUUGCAAAGAUGGCUAUUGAAAUUUGGUAAUACAGUAUUAACAAGUAAAAAAGAGCGAAGUGCAAAAUGUCAGCGUCAAGCAUCACGAAGAACUGAAAAAUCUGUUUUUAUUUAAAAUAAAUAUUAUUCUUUUAAAUUUUAAAUAUUAUAAAUAUAAUAAAUAUUAUUCUUA
Messenger RNA from Melitaea cinxia (Glanville fritillary), 1673 nucleotides. RefSeq names its product tRNA N(3)-methylcytidine methyltransferase METTL6. The record is from RefSeq and is a predicted model, not a curated record. Bases 201 to 1058 code for a protein of 285 amino acids. Lineage: Eukaryota; Metazoa; Arthropoda; Insecta; Lepidoptera; Nymphalidae. The transcript has 13 exons.